Messenger RNA from Esox lucius (northern pike), 2665 nucleotides. It is a transcript of the gene tmem51b, whose product is annotated as transmembrane protein 51b. Lineage: Eukaryota; Metazoa; Chordata; Actinopteri; Esociformes; Esocidae. The record is from RefSeq and is a predicted model, not a curated record. The transcript is spliced from 4 exons. Bases 357 to 1160 code for a protein of 267 amino acids.
UUAACGCUUCACAACCGGUGGAGGUUUGGGCAAAGUUCCUGUUUAACAUAUUCCUUGAAUUCUAUAGUGUCUGCCAUCGGAGGAAAUACACAGUUAAUAUCGUUUACUGAUUCUUUAUGCAGUAGGAAUCAAUUUUGCAUAUUGGAUAGCAAUAUCCUCAUAUUGAACACCUGCGAAACAACCGGAUAUUCGAUUUGGAGGGAAGUUGUUGAGCGUACACGUUUGGGAAAGCAGUGGCCACAGGCAAGAUUCUCAAGGGAUGGUAAAGCAUACCCAGUGGUCAGGUUAGGACUGCGGUUCCUCCCCAGGGUGCUGUUUGGUGCUGUGUCUGCCGGUAGGACCAGCUGGGGGGGGGGAUGUGUUCCAGCGGGGUGCCAGCAGGGUCCAGCCGCAGGGGCAGUCGGUCAGGCUCUUCGUACGCCCUGUGUGCCCUGGGGGUGGGGCUGAUAGCCCUGGGCAUCAUUAUGAUCGUGUGGACGGUGGUGCCCGCGGAUGCAGUCGGCCACACGUCCAAAGCUCCGGGUAACUUCAGCGUCACGGUGCCAGUCGACCACGGCGCCAGUGACAAAGAGGCUGUUAAUACCUCAUCGAUUGCCUAUGUGCUGGUGGGGUCAGGGGGGGGCAUGCUGCUGCUCUCCAUCUGCCUGGGGGUGAGGAACAAACGGAGGGAGCGACAGAGCGGGCAGGCAGCACGGGCCGUGAGUGUGCCCUUUGUGGACCAUGAGGCGGAGGCAGAACAGACUGCGAGGGAGGCAGCCCCGGCCUACGACGUGCCCAGCUAUGAAGAGGCGGUCACCAGUGGCCAGUACCCCAUCCGCCAGAGCAACCUCCGCCAAAGCACCUCCCAGCUGCCCUCCUACGAGGACCUCAUCAGCGCCGUGGAAAACGAAGGGUUGGUCCCGGCUGGGGACGCUGCCCCUAGCGGCCCUACGGCUGAGCCCCAGCCCGCCCCCGGCCCCGCCGUCGCUGCCAACCCACCCGUCCGUAGCGGAAGCCGGGCCAGCCGGAUUCUACGGCCUCUCCGGGUACGCAGGAUCAAGUCAGAGAAACUCCACCUGAAGGACUUCCGUUUGAACAUCCGCAGCCCGGCUGACGCCAAGGUGACCAUUGAACCGAUUACACCGCCACCUCAGUAUGACGACAAAAUGCCAGAGUUCUGACAGCGCCGCCCCAACCCCCAAGGGCCCCCCUCCCCCUUAACAUUGAGUAAAACCGCUCUGUCGCUGGAAGACUGACGGAUGACUGUGCGCGUUUCUGAAGAGCAGCAUGUUUUAUGGCAGAUGUGAGUUCAGAGUCUGCAGAGGGCAUCAAGGGUUCUUCCUUCACACUAAGACAAGGGCAUGGCGCUUUGAAACGUGAUGUUUAUCUGCUCCAUGUUGACCCGCUUGUUUUAUCUUUUUCUUUUUUUUUGCACUUUUUUUCCUCAUGCAACACUGUUCUCCCUGUUUAGAAUAAGAUGGCUACAUUUUUUUUUAAACAUGAUUAUCUUUCGCCUUACAGGACAAUAUUAUUAUCUUGUUUAAAAAUACCUCUUUGGGAUCCCGGAAGUGUCCUUACCCUUUCAGACGGAAUGUGUGACAGUGUCAUGGUAAUCUUAUCUUGACUGCAGGUGGGCCUAUUAGCAAAGCAAUCAAUCUACUCAGUGUAUUAUCCCACACUGUGAACCACUCUAAAGAAAUGCCCUGUGGAAGUGGUAGUUUCAUUUCUGUAAGUUAAAUGUAUGGAAUUGUUAAAGGUAUGUUGAACCACUUGCUCUGUUUCUGUGUUGACAUGGUGUUUGAAGUGCAUUGACUGUGAAUCAUGAAAACAACAGUAGGGUAAAAUCCAGUGAAGUCUGACCGGAAGAACUGCAACUUUAUGACACUACUACAAUCUUUACACAGGCAGCAUAAUUCUGACUAUGUAUUUUUGUUGCUGUUACAUUAGUCAGCCUGUUGACCAAUACAUUAUUUUCAUGUAAGAAGGGAAUUUUUUUGCAUAAACCUGGUUGGGUGUACAUUCCACCAGUCAACUACUGGUGUAGUGGCAACCCAGACAUACAAGACAAGCUUGCUGAAUAUGUUUUUUUACGAAGUAAAUCUGUUUUGUUAAAAGUGCCAGUUUGUCCCAGAAUCUGGCUGCCUGUGAAAACUCAUGUUUUGUCUCAUUGGCUUUACUUUCAACAGAAUAGCAGACAUUAGAAUGCACAACAAAAGAAAAUGUCCUGUGUUAAUAACAGUAUGUUUUGGUAAAAUUGCUUUAAAAAAAAGGGAACUUGAAAUAAUAUUUUUAAAGUAAUUACCCAUUUCAUCUGGAAAGAGUUAUGUUUGGGAGGGAAAUUGGAGAAGUAUAAUGUUCUUAGAAUAUUACAUCUUUUUUAUUCACAUUCUCUUUGGUCAUCUGCCAAAGAAAAUAUUGAACUUUGUCCAAUACUCUGUGUCCAUACUGAACCAAACUAAACCAACAGCACUGUAUAUAUGGCUUUUAGUCUGUAAAAAUUACUUAUGUACUUGUUUCUGUCUUAACAAUUAUUGAAGAUUAUGAGUAAUGAAAGGUAUUGUCUGUUUUUAAAAGGUUGUAUGUAAAUGUAUUUAUUUUAAAAGUUUUACAGAGCAUAUUUUUGGAGGAGUUGAGAAAUUAAAAAAACAUAACUGAAUUGUUUUUGUCAUGUAUGCCUCAAAGAUGG